AACAGUUAGGGAUUAAAGAAAUCGUGAUUUUUAAUUCUAAUAUGUAUUUAUUGCUUCUCUUUGUGAUUUUACAUUAUUUAUUAAUAUAGAUGUGUUUAAUGCACGAUUAAAGUUAAUGAUUUUAUUGUCCUACCGAAAUAUUAUAAGCAACUCGAUGCUUAUAUUUGCCAUUUAUUAAACCUAAAUUAAAACUGUAAAUAAAAAUCAUGGGUAUUACGGGAUUAUUGCCUUUUAUAGAAAAAGCUUCUAGACGUGUUAAUGUUAGUGAAUUUAAUGGAUGUACUGUGGCUAUUGAUUCCUACUGUUGGCUGCACAAGGGAGCUUUUGCUUGUGCUGAUAAAAUAGUUCGAGGUGAAGAAACAGAUAUACAUAUAAAGUAUUGUUUGAAGUAUGUGAAUAUGCUUUUAUCAAAGAAUAUUAAACCCAUCCUUGUGUUUGAUGGCAGACAUCUACCAGCAAAAGCAAUGACUGAAUCUAAAAGGAGAGAAUCUAGAGACAUAUCUAAAAAGAGAGCAGCUGAAUUGCUAAGUCUUGGGAAGGUAGAUGAGGCACGAUCAUACAUGCGACGUAGUGUGGACAUCACCCAUGCAAUGGCCCUUAGCCUCAUCAAAGAAUGCCGGAGGCUUAAUGUGGACUGUAUUGUGGCUCCCUACGAAGCAGACUCGCAAUUGGCCUAUUUGAACAUUAAAAACAUCGCUCAUGUAGUUAUAACAGAGGAUUCUGAUCUAGUCUUGUUUGGAUGUACCAAGGUCCUUUUUAAAAUGGAUUUAGAUGGUAAUGGCACUUUGGUGGAAACAGCUAAACUUCCUUUGGUGAUGAAGUGCCCGAUUGAGCAUUACACAUUCGAUAAGUUUAGACAGAUGUGCAUCAUGUCAGGGUGUGAUUAUCUCUCGUCACUGCCUGGGAUCGGACUUGCGAAGGCGCGGCAGUUCGUUACGGCCACACGCGAGUCUAACUUUGCGAAUGCACUUAGAAAAUUACCGAGUUUCUUCAACAAAUCGAAUUUAACAGUAACUGACGAGUACAGGGAGAGUUUUCUAAAGGCAGAAGCCACUUUCAAACAUCAGUAUGUAUACGAUCCAUUGGUGAGGCAGAUGGUGAGGCUCACAGAACCUGAUGAUGAAGAUAUAGAACAGGCGCUGUGCGUCAAUGCUGGCGAGUUGUUGGAUGCCAAGAUAGCUUUUGAGCUAGCACUUGGAAAUUUAGACCCCUUCACAUUAAAUAAAAUGGACGAUUGGCAUCCAGACUACAGAGAGAAUACUGAUGGCCGUAUAAAAACAAGCAGUUGGAAAAAUAAAGGUGUGUCUACACAUCCUAGUAUUUGGAAUGAGAAUUUUAAAGAACAUUUAAGUGAUCCAUGUCCGUGGCAAAAGAAAGUAAAAAAAGUGGAACCUAUUAUAGCAGUUCCACAGACCAGACCGAAAAAGAAAAUAGUGAACCUUGUUAGUAAAUAUAUUCCCGAAACAGAAGACCAAAGUUUAACGAUAGAAAAUCUAAGUAAUAUGUACUGCAUGGAACCAGUGUGCAAGAAACCAAAAUCUGACAAUGAUUUUCAAUUGAACCAAUCUCUCACUCAAUUUGACACCCAAGGCAGUCACAAUGUGGCCUUACAUGAUGACGACAUCAUAAAAGAACUUGAAACACAAAAAGAGAAAUCUCCUAUUUUGGAGAAUAAACAGAGGUCAUUUAAGAAAUGUAGUUCUAAGAAUGGAAGUUAUUCCAUAUUGAAAAGACUUAGUAAAUUCCCUAGAACGGUCUUGGAUGAUCAUGUUGUAGAGAGUAAAUUUUUUAAUUCUACCUCAAGUGAUACCUCAACGAGUAAUUGUAAGGAAAGUAUUAUUGAUAGUGUUAAUGAUAAUGUUACAGUAGAAGAAUCUCCUGAUAAGCUAAGUAGAAACCCUUUUAAAGUUAAGUUAGUUGAAAGUGUGACACGUUCAUUAGAAAUAAAUACAGAUUGUAUAGAGAUACCUGAUUCUCAAUUUAAUAGUUCUCAAAAAGAAAAUUCACCGCAAAGCAGUCCGGUGAAAUGUCAGAGGAGUCCAAUUUUGGAGCCUAGUUCGCGACAAAACAAUCAGUUAAGGAUACUCGAAGAAAAACUGUCCAAUGACAUCUUUAGUCAAGAAUCGGUUAUUGAAAAUACUUAUCCUUUGGAAACAUUAAUUACGCCACUUGAUUCACAGAGUUCAUUCGGAUCAAGUCCACCAAAAUCGAAGCUGUUAUGGAAAGAAUCGCAAAAACCUAUAAUCCCUAAUAGUCAACCUAAUAAAAUAGGUGGGACAAAUAGUAUUAAAAGGUCAAUAAGUAAAGCUCCUGUUCUUAAAAGGACGACAUCUUUACCGAGUAAUCAACCCACUUUGCUGAGUAAAUUUGGAUUCCAGAAAAAGCCUGUUUUGAAGAGGUGAUCUUUUGUGAUUAUGCAGUGUCGCAGUGUUAUAUAAUGUUUAAUUAUGAGUUAUUGUUAAUAUCCUAUUUUAUUUUCUACUUAGUGCUUUAAGAAUUAAAAUACAGUUUUAUUUGUUAAUGCGACAGAAUGAGUGUAAAAUUUGUAUCCUGGACGUCGCUAAUUGUGAUAUUACUGGUAUAAUUUUUUUAUGUGAUAAGUGAAACACUGAUUAUGUGACUA
Achroia grisella is the source of this 2623-nucleotide messenger RNA. It is a transcript of the gene tos, whose product is annotated as exonuclease 1. Gene Ontology annotation, molecular function: metal ion binding; 5'-flap endonuclease activity; 5'-3' DNA exonuclease activity. Gene Ontology annotation, biological process: DNA recombination; mismatch repair. Lineage: Eukaryota; Metazoa; Arthropoda; Insecta; Lepidoptera; Pyralidae. The coding region runs from base 207 to 2402 and encodes 731 amino acids. The record is from RefSeq and is a predicted model, not a curated record. Gene Ontology annotation, cellular component: nucleus. The transcript has 11 exons.